Acanthopagrus latus (yellowfin seabream) is the source of this 3181-nucleotide messenger RNA. Its product is annotated as V-set and immunoglobulin domain-containing protein 10-like 2. The transcript is spliced from 11 exons. Gene Ontology annotation, cellular component: cell-cell junction. The record is from RefSeq and is a predicted model, not a curated record. The coding region runs from base 1 to 2517 and encodes 838 amino acids. Gene Ontology annotation, biological process: cell-cell adhesion. Gene Ontology annotation, molecular function: cell adhesion molecule binding. Lineage: Eukaryota; Metazoa; Chordata; Actinopteri; Spariformes; Sparidae.
AUGUCCGUGUAUCCUCUCCCUCCUCCAGCGGUGGAGAUCAAUCCCAACUGGGAGGUGGUGUACCGGGACACCCACGUGUACGGGGUGGUGGGCAAAGCGGUGAUCCUGGAGUGCGGUCCCACCAUACCUGACAUGUACAUAUGGAGCUUCACCAAGCCCGGCACUGAGGCGAUAAAAGCUGUGGUGUACAAUUUGGGGAAGGGAACGAGGAUCCAGAAGCUGGCCGAGAGCCUCGGACAGCUGACGGUCAUCUCAAACAGCGCAUCUGUGAGCAUUGAGAAACUGCCUCUGGCCGCACACGGCCUGUUCACCUGCCAGGCCUUCUAUGACAUAGACAAAGAUCCCAAAGUGUACUACUACUACGUGCACCUCACUGUCCGAGUUCCCGUCACUAAGCCUUACCUCCUCAUGAGCGAUGCAUCUCCGGUGGAAGGAUCUACGAUGUGGAUGCGCUGCAACUUGGACAAUGGGACGGGGCCGAUCCAGUAUGUGUGGAAACAUGAAACCCGUAACGGCACCAUCUCAGUCGUUGCACAGGGCACCGCCAACAUUAUUAACGUGACUGAUGUCAACCGCAACCACACCGGCUGGUACCGCUGCGAGGCCAGCAACGCCGUCAACAGCGAGAGCUCUAACCGGUUAUGGCUGGACACUAUCUUUGGCCCAGACAUUCCUCAGAUAGACGUGACUCCGUACAGCAUAACAGAGCGAGGAUACUCAGCCCUGGAGAGAGAGACUGUUUCUUUACUGUGUCAAGCCCAGUCCAACCCGGCCAGUCAGUACGUCUGGUUCUACAACAACUCCCAGGUCUACUCCGGGCCACAGUUCACCAUCACCAAGAUCCUCCGCAUGCACACUGGCGACUAUGCCUGCUUGGCGCAGAACACCUACCUCAACACCCGCUCCAAAAAAACCAUCAGCCUGACUGUCUACUACCCACCUGAUGGUUCCCCCUCCUGCUCUGUGGAGCCGGCUCUGAAUCACACCUCUCUGAAACUGCUCUGCUCUUGGCCCGGUGGAUUCCCCUCCCCUUCUCUCCACUGGACCGGAGACCUGAAAAGACUGGGACAAGAUGAGGCUGGCACGGGGAAACAGGCAAAUCCACUAACCAACACUACUGUCUUGCUGUCAACUGAAGGCCUGGCCUCCAACGACAGCUCGUUUUCAUGCAUGGGCUCACACCUGGCACUGAAACAAUCAAGAGAGUGCAGCACACGAACAUAUAUCCCCCCUGCAGAGCCAGUGUGUUUAGCCUAUGUGACUAACAACAAACAGUAUCUGAUGCUGUCCUGCUCCUGGGAUGGAGGAUCUCCAAACGCAUUGGUGUGGUGGGAGGGCCCGGGAGGCCAGGGCAAAGAUGGGAAAGAAAACUCCAACGUCCUGAUCCUCCAUUAUGGCACCGCCCGUGGCGGGAAACCCUACACCUGCCACGCCAAGCAUCCCCUUCUGGUCCAAACCAAAACCUGCAGGCUCACUCUGGAGGCUCCUGUGUUACUGACGCAGCGCAGAGUUGUGUCUGUGUACGAGGGGAGUGAUGUCCAGCUCACCUGCAACCUGAUAUCCAACUACCUUCCCACCGAUCAAAUCACCUGGUUUAACAACCGUGGCUUGGACGUCCAAGGCACGUCGAAGUACACACUGCUGCGAACGUCUGCAUGGGCCAAUCUGACUGUGAAAGACACACAUGAGGCUCAAGACAGCGGCGAGUACAGGUGCUCCACCUCCAACGCAGUGGGAGGAACGGAUGUCAAUGUCACCUUACUGGUCAAGAGGUACCCCAUGCCACCCAAUGCGACCCUAGUUAAAGUGAUGUACAACAGCCGACAGCGGAACGAGGUGGAGCUUGAGUGGCAGGUAGAGAACGAAGAACAGAGAGGUUGGACAGGUUUCAUCCUGGAGCACAUUUGGGUGCCAGAGCGACCAGGAAGGAGAGGCAGGAACGAUACAAAGGAGGACACAGAUGAGAGAAUCGGUCCCCCGGUCUGGUACCCUAGCAUCAUCCAGGACCCAGAAGUCAGGACUCAUACAGUGGGAAGACUGACGCCAACCGUUACCUACCAGUUCCGCAUCACACCUGUCAACCACCGCACCCUAGGACACCCUUCUGCACCAAAGACUCCAGCGGAACCACGCUACAACAUGUACCCUGCUGUGAUUGGUGCAGCCAUAGGUGGGAUGCUCUUCGCAGCCAUCGUCACGGCGCUGCUGCUCCUGUUCAUAAUCCGCAACCGCAACAACAAUCCUCGACUACAUGACAUGCUGUUUGGGUCGCAGCACAGCCAGUCGAGGGAAAACAUCAACUUGCCGGAGGAUGAAGUGGUUGGCGGGUCAGAGGGAGGAAUAGAGGAGAUUGGUGGAUUAGCCAGUCCAGGUCCAACCUUGGCUCUCCCCCGGGCGUCUUCACCCCUCACCACCUCACCCCUGAGUGCCACCCCCACCACGAGCCAAGCCCCUCCCCCUGGAGACGACAACGAACCUGUCAGCGUCACCAUCACCGUCAAGGCUACAGGCUCAUAGUCACAUGUCACAGACUCCUCUGGUUGUAAAUGAACGUGGAAAUAAUGUUUUUGUAGACGGCAGCCUGUGAUUUGGAUCAUAUCUUUACAAUAGCAGUUGCAAACCUUCCUCCACUUUCUCUGCAAAACUUUGUCAUAAUGUAAUGUAAAGCACACACACAAGGGAUCAGUUCAUUUCUACACAAAAUGAUAUGCAUGUAUACCGUUUUUUGAACAUGAAAAACCUUUUGUUUUAGCAGGCUACCUACACAAUUUACUUUUACAGCUACCCAGUAGAUGAUUAGGUCCAGAUGAUUUAUAGAGUUUUCUUUUAGUUUAGUUUACUAUACUUGGCACAUUUUGUCUUCAAACUAAUACUUUUUACACAUGUGCUAAGUGGUGUAAACAAGAGCUCAUAUGGACUGAUGAUGGUAAAUCACUGACUGUACAGUUUUGGUGACUGAACCUGCAUCUUCAGCACUAAAUCCACCAAGGGAAAAUCAAAUAAAGAAUAUUGUAAAGAGGAAGCACAUUUCCGCUGACUCACAGGAAGUUGUAGUGAACUGGCGUUGAUUCUUUUCUUCUCUCAAUUCUGAAAUUGCCUUUUUAGGAAAAUGAUUUCUCCUUCGUUGAUUAAGGGGAUCUCGAGGUCUCUAAGUUUCGCCCCUCGGACACUGCUGAGACAA